GUGGGUUGCAGGGGCGCAUAAAGCCCGCACCUUGCACGGAAAGGAAAUUUUGGAUUGGGGGCGUGUCCCGCUUCGCCCUGCCCGGCGCUCCUGCUCGGGGAGCGGGCUCGGGGCGCGGCAGCUCCCGCUCCUCUGCAGGAGCCCCGGAAAGGCGGGACGCGGGGGCGCCCGUGUGUCCGGGCUCCCCCAGUUGGCGGGGACCCCUGGGCACGGGCUCGUUGGCCCAGGGACUGAUGCGCCACUGGCGUCCAGAUACUAGCCCGCGGCCCCAUGACAACCCUCCUCCUGGCGUCAGCAGGCCCUGCAGGGGUUAAGCUUGACCUGGCGGGGGUGGGGUGAGCGCUCCCGCGUCCCUGACUCGCUCUGCCUCUUUCGCGAUGGGAAGCGGCGUGUCCGCCCCGUGCGGCGCGGGGGGCAUUUGGCCGCCGCUCGCCUCCGUUGCAUGGCGCAGCAGCCGUCGCUGCGGGUCCCUGGCUCUACAGCCCGCAUGUCUCAGGUGAAGCCGCCCGCCCCGCCGGGGAACCUUAACGAGCUGCCCGACCAGUCCCCGCUGGUGGGAGCCGCCGUGGCGGAGCUGCGGCGCCUGGCCGCGGCUGACCGCAGCCAGCGCUGGCCGCUCGCUCUCACCGACUCCUUCCUGCUCAGGUUCCUGCGAGCCCGGGACUUCGACCUGCCCCUGGCUUGGAAGUUAUUGAAGAACUAUCACAAGUGGAGAGCUGAAUGCCCAGAAUUAAGUGCAAAUUUACAGCCUUGCUCUAUUCUCAAUCUCCUGCAUGCUGGUUACCAUGGAGUCCUGAGAUCAAGGGACCCACGUGGCAGCAAAGUUCUUAUUUAUAGAAUUGGACGAUGGGAUCCAAAGAUGUUUACAGCAUAUGAUGUGUUUCGUGUAAGCCUUAUCACAUCAGAGCUCAUUGUAAAAGAGAGAGAGACACAACGGAAUGGAGUCAAGGCUAUCUUUGAUCUUCAAGGGUGGCUAUUUGCUCAUGCAUUUCAAAUCAGCCCAACAGUGGCCAAGAGGAUUGCUGCCGUGCUCACAGAUUCCUUUCCACUAAAAGUUCGUGGCAUCCACUUGAUUAAUGAACCGUUAUUCUUCCACCCGGUCUUCGCUCUAAUUAAGCCCUUUCUCACUGACAAAAUAAAGGAACGGGUGUAUAUGCAUGGGAGUAAUUACAUACAGAGUCUGACGCAACAUUUCCCAGCUAGCAUUCUCCCACAGGAGUAUGGUGGGGAGGAUGUCUCCAUUGAAGACCUUUCCCAAGAGUGGACUGACUUCAUAAUGGAAUCUGCAGAUUACCUUCAGAGUAUUUCUCUGGUUUUUCCAGUGAAGCAACCAUAUUAAAAAGUAACCUCUUGGUACUGAGGCAAUUCAUUAAAACAGAGAGCUGCAGUUAAUUCCUAGUAUUAUGAUUGCAAGCCAGAAUGAACUUCAAUCAGAAAUUUUUUAUUUAGAUUUGUCAUUACUUUAAAGGGACCUGUGUAAAACUCCUGGUAGAUCAUUGCUGAGGGAAGAAAUGCCCCAUUUGCUGCAUUUUUAUAUUUGUACUGAUAUCCUCUCCAAGCAAUUACAUCUCAAUUAGAGUUGCAUCUCAGAACUAAAGGAGAGAUUCAUGAGUUUGAUAUUUAGAAGGAUAAUAUGCAAUACUGUUUGUAACAGAUUAUAUAUGUGCUCAAAGGCUGGAUAGUGCUACAUGUAGGAUACUGCAGAGAACAAUAUUCCUCUAGAUAUGUUCUCAUGGAACUCCGGUCUGUGAGGAUUCAGUACAAACCAUAUGCUCAGCUCUUGCACUGUAGCUGCUCAAGUUGAUGCACUGACAUAAAGAGCCAAAUGAUUUCAAGAGCUGCAGGGCAAGUCUGCUUUGGAGUUACAGUCGUUUGGCUUGGAAGCACAUUUGUACAAAGUAGUGAUUUUUCUUAGGCCUAAUGUUAGCAGGGAAUGGGGCUGGUCUUUGGAUUGAUUCUCAGGGAAGUGGAUUUCCAGUCAAUUCGCAUAGCUGAGCUUGCACUUUGGAUGAAAACUGAUCAGCAGUGGUGGAACAUUGCUGUGCCAGCGGCUGCUGUGAGCAGCACAUAUCCAUGCAGGCAUUUAAGUUAGUAAGCAUCUAACAUUGUAAAGGGAUAAUCAACUUGGAAACUAUUAAAAGAUCACGUGAAUCACAAAGAGGAGGGGGGCAAAUGGAUUAACUUAACUUUGAAAAAUAAUUUUUCUUCCCCGGCAACAAAUGUUCUGUUUAGAUAAGUUACAAGGCAGCUCCUGUGAAGUGCCAGACACCCUUAACUCCUACUGUGAAGUCCUGUAGAAGUAAAGGGUGCUUAGCAACGCCCAGGACUGGGCUGUUUGAGGGGAAGAAAGUAGGUCUCGCUUCAUGGAUUUGACCAUAGAAAUAAACGUGUCAUGUGGUUUCAGUAUUCUCACUGAAUACUGUUGCUGUUAGAUGCCAAGCACCUUCCUUUUUAUUCCAAGAGAUGCUAAGGGUAUUCAACAUCUCCUGUGCCUGGGCAUUUUGCUUAGCACUGGCAGAAAUUUUUUACUUAAAUGUAUUUGAUACUGACCCCAAUGCCUCUUCAGCUAUUACAGGCAAUUGAAAACUUUCCCACUGUGUUUACUAAAAGCGGUUCUUAAAGGGACGCAACCAGAUCCAAAUUACAUCUUUUAACAAAACGAGAUAUUUUCUUACCUGUGUUACACAGCAAUAACAUAGAUUAUUUAAACUGAAAGGAUUUAAACAAUGAAUGUACUUUGAUUUUGUUUGUUUUUUAGCAAACUAACUUCCUAGCUCUUAUUUCUUAUGGUUUUUUGACAAGGCAGAAAUUGUUUGACAGAUGUAUUAAACAGCUCUUAAUGAUUCCUUAUGGACCCUAAUGUUAAAAGCAUUUAUAAGGACAAUGUCUUUUGUAAAGUUGACUCAAAUGUUUAUUUUGCUUCUCUUGGAAUCAUCAGUAGAUUUGAUAUUUGUACAAACUUGCUAUUUAAAAUGAAGAGGAAGGAGAAACUAAGAGUGCCAUAUUAACAUAUCAGUAAAGUCUUCUGUAAGAUUAGAUGAUCAAUAGUACUGCUCAGGCCGUUUCAUCAACAUCAAGAGCGCUCUUAAAAGGUAGUUGUGUUGUCGUCCAUGCCAAUGAACAGACGCAUUUUAAAAUUACAAAGCCAACAUGGAAAUAAGAAACUUUGUUUCCUCACCCCCACAUGUACAAUUUUUCUUGUUGUCCUGGACACCUUUGGUCUGUAGUCUCAGUUUUAAAAUAUUUUAACCUUCAAAUUGUGAUCAAAAGAAUUUUUUAUAUACUUUCUUGUCAGAGAUUCAGCUUAGAGCAUGAUACAAUAAUAUCCUCAGAGAAAGGAACUUUUGGAAGAUAUUUCUUCUUGUUUAAAGGGAAAUAGAAUAAUUACCAUAGUUGGCACCUUGUACAAUGCACAGCUACACUGAGCUACACAACUCAGAUUCUAAACUACUGGGGAAAAAUGUUUUUCUAGUGAGAAUUGGAAGCUGAUGCUCUUUCGUAUACUGCUUUUAGUUCCUUGGAAAGAAACUCCAUCAAGAAAUUGUUUGAAUUAAUUGAAAGUUCAGUGCUUUCCUAUGAACACAAAAGUUUGUAUUGUAGAUAUUUUACCUGGCAGAGACCAAACCUAUUCUCAAUUAUAUAUAUGCAGCCCUCUUUACUUCAUCUGGGUCGCAUGCUUGUAAGCGAAGAGGUGUGGGGCUUUGGUUUUGUUUAACACUAGAGUGCUGAACUAAAAUUGUAACCAUUCAGUUAAAAAAAACCCACCCCAAACCCAUGUUAAAUGGUGUUGCGAACGCAUUACAGAUAUUGGCACCUCUGCUGCGGUGUGGCUGUGAUUUACUUUCUUCAUGGGUCUCUUAUUUGGCUUUUAAUGGUUACGCCUAUUGUAUCACAACAGAGUGAACUGUACGUAGGAGUCGUUUGAUUUGGGUCUUACCUCAACAGUGAGUUUUGUCAGGUGGGUGGAAGGGCUAUUAUUUUACACCCACAGAAGGAAGAGGAGGCACUUUGAAUUGCAAAGGACACAUAUCUUAUUGCACAGUGAUUGCAGCAGGAGAACCUCUUUAAAGUACUAACUUUCUAUAAAAUGCUGAUGCAAAUAUAGUUUGCUACUGACUGUCAGCACACUGUAAUGUAAAUUGUUUUUAUAAUUUUGUACAUGUUAGAAUACCUUUAUAUUAAAAAAGAAGUAAACUUAAUAUAACAUUCUAGGUGGAUCAUGCAGUCUUGUUGGUCUGUCUCUCUCAACUUUUUAUUAACUAAAAUUUACAAUUAAAGAUUAACGUACUAUGUCAAACAUUGUUUAUUAUUUAAUCAGGAUCAGGUUAAUAUUCAAAGUACCUGGCUAAAGAUUCUGGCUUGCUGGCUGGAGAGUCAUCCUGCUCCUCUGAGUAUGCCAAAGUGGGUGACCAAAAUUCGGAAUCUUCUUUUUGACGCUUCUCUUAUGUACAUACUUUGUGUGAAAGCUUUUGCAUUCCGUAUUUUGCAAUACCACAUUUCCAGAGAAGUCACACUUUUCCCAGUAAUGUUCAAUACAAAGUCUUGCUGCUAACAGUAAAAAAAGGAAAUUAAUUUGUUGCUCUCUUUGAAAUGUAGAGACUCUCCUGGAGCAUUAAGGAAGCAAGUCAGCUCUGGGAAGCUGGCGCUUUGCGAUAAGAUGAAUCUCUUUAAUAAUUUCCUCCCAAAACCAUCUACCUGGACACAACUACUACAUGUGCAAGUAUGUUCAUGUUUUCCCACAACCCCUCCACUUAUUUGUCUGUUUUUAAAUGCUCAGGAAUUAUGGAAUAGUGUAAGCAUUCCUUUCCCAAGUAGCCUCUCUUUCUAGCUACUGCUUGCAAUGUUAACAACAAAAGUAAGUUGUCAAUACAGCUUCUAGCAAAAUGCAUAUAGAAAACUGAAAAGUCUUCUCCAACUACUGUAAUAUAUUAACUGAGGAAUAAAGCUGUCUUUUCAGUUAUGGUCCAUUCAACUGCCCCUUCAAAUGGCAUCAAGAAAACAGAGAUAACUUCUGCACCCCAAGUAAAGUCAUUCAGGUCCCUUAGAAAUAAGGUUUGUCUUUCAUUGUUUUGUAUUUAAAACAAGGUGCUCUGACAGACAGCCACUCAAAGUCCCUUCUUCACUCAUGACAACCUGUGGCAGGCCAGGCCCUGUUGACUCCAUCUGCAAACUGUUUAAUGUUGUUUCUGGACUCCCCACCUGACUGUUGCUCAGACCAGGAGUCUGCCUUCAUUAGAGCUCUAGGAUGGGAUUUUCAAAAGUGCCCUAGAUAUUGCUCUACAAGGGACUUCUCUCUACCUGGCCACUCCACGGACACAUGCACAUCAGCUCCCUAACUCCAGUUAGUGGCAAGGUACACUAAUUUCUGCAGGCAUAUAGACUAUCCCCUUCCCUCAAGGGAAGAUUGUCUAAUAUAAUUUUAGGGCCUUCAGUCCUGUUCAUCUCUCCACUUCCCAUGUGGGAAAUUCCAGCUGUUCAGCUGUACUCUUUCAGAUCACUUCAUUCCUAAAGCAACUUAUCCAUUGGGUUGGACAGUCUCACCUAAACCCACAGCUAGCAAGCAUAGAAGAGCUACUGUAGUCUGACUCUGCAGCCCUGUGCGAAAACCUCCCAGAUUCUCAGCUACCAAUGCCAAGCUGUCCACAGGGUGUCCAGAAUAGGUUAUUCAGGUUGGUUUUGGCACAACAAGAGGAGGCACCUACAGUUCUGCCUUUAAACUCCUGCUUGUCUCUCUACUGAAGCUUCAUGCGAAGAAGCUCAUAGCAGCAAGUGUAGUGGGGAUCCAUAUCUUGGAUUAACUCCAUACUCCAAAUUUAGAGGAGCUUGUGUACAAUUCCUUAUGAACAGGCUAGUAAUCCACCACCAAAAGAUUGACUUCAAACAUGGAAAAAGAGAUGGAAUUGUAAUGUUGCACCCCAUAAUGCUUUAUAGAAAUGCUUAUGAAUGUAAAUGACAUAACUGGAAUAUGUUUUAUGCUACAUGUGCCAUGUAACAUAUCUCUGCAAAGGUUAUGAUCUACUGAAUAUAUUCAUCCUAUUUGUAUGCAUGUAUCAUUUUUGUAUUUGAAGUUAUGAAUAUUGGCUGUAUACUUGUUUAAUUUUAAGUAGCCUCAGUGAAGCAUUUGGUCAGUUUCUUGAGAAAAGAUUAUUCUCAGUAAGCGCCCAAUCAAGAAACACUUAAUCUGACAAUAGACUUUGAUAGACGCCAGUCCACAUCUGAGCUUUCCUGGGAACAUACCUGUAGAGAACUAAGUCAUGCAUGGACACGUGACUUGCCCAGUUGACUCUAAAACUCCAUCUUGUAGAGGGGACUCUGCACGGGGGAGGGAGGGGUUUCCACCCACAAGAGAAAAACUAUAUAAAGUCCUGGGAGACCCCUCCAUUUUGUCUUCAGCUGGCUCAAGGUAACCUCUCCACCCCAAAAGGAUACCUGAAAGCAACUGGAACAAAGGAUAGUAACCACAGGAGUGUGAGUGAUUGCCAGACCCAGACUAGAAGGCGGCUAGUCUGUAAAAGAAGCUUAUUGGAACAUCUCUGAGAGUGAGAUUUCAUCUGUAAUCACUUUCUUACUGUAUUAGGCUUAGACUUGCAUGUUUUAUUUUAUUUUGCUUGGUAAUUCACUUUGUUCUGUCUGUUAUUACUUGGAACCACUUAAAUCCUACUUUUUGUAUUUAAUAAAAUCACUUUUUACUUAUUAA
Molecule: messenger RNA, 6697 nt
Organism: Caretta caretta (loggerhead turtle)
Lineage: Eukaryota; Metazoa; Chordata; Testudines; Cheloniidae
Gene: TTPA
Product: alpha tocopherol transfer protein
Biological process (GO): vitamin E metabolic process; vitamin transport
Cellular component (GO): membrane; late endosome
Molecular function (GO): vitamin E binding; lipid transfer activity; phosphatidylinositol bisphosphate binding
Source: RefSeq, a predicted model, not a curated record